AUGCACCUCCGCAACGGACGCGUCAUCGGUCCCACACCACAGGAGACUCCUACAAUGUCAGUCAACAGAAUGCCGAGCGGGACACCAGCCCAUCACCGCCACGUGACUCCGAAACCCGCCGUGGCAGAGCGGUCACAUGAGCAUAAGGAGGCGCCCCCGCAGGAGACACCUUUGCCCAAUGUUAUGCCAGGGGACAGUCCCUUCAUCGCCUGGGACCAAUUCCAGUCUGCAAUGAGUGUGAUUAGAACUGUUAUGGGGGAAACCGGAGCGUCCGGCGCAACGACUCCUAUACUACCUGAAGACGGCAGCACUAUGAAGGCCUUUCUGACGCGCAUCGAGCGCCGGUACACCCAGAUGGGACUGGAACCGCGCGAGUGGGGAAAUACACUUAUAGACCACCUUGUGGACCCGGCUCUAACGUAUUCGAUGUAUCUACAAGAAACCAUCGACCUAAGCGACUGGGCAACAGUACGGCGCAGGCUUUUGGAGCGGUUUGACAGAAAAAUGUCGCAGAGUCAAUUGUUAACGGAGUUGACAAAGGUACGGUGGAAUGGUGACCCGAAGGAAUACACCGACCAGUUUGCGGCUGUGGCAGAGCGGGGGUUGGGUCUAGCCCCCGACGAAAUCGCGGACUACUAUUGCGCCGGGAUACCGACAGACCUCCAUCUUCUAAUAACCAACAACGGACACGUGCAUCAUAGGGAAGCCCUGCUUGUCGUUGCCGCCGGUUAUGCGGAAGAG
This is a messenger RNA of Eimeria necatrix, 741 nucleotides long. RefSeq lists its product as hypothetical. The annotation marks the transcript as partial. The transcript has a single exon. The record is from RefSeq and is a predicted model, not a curated record. NCBI's taxonomy places the organism in Eukaryota, Apicomplexa, Conoidasida, Eucoccidiorida, Eimeriidae.